UUUGAUCGCUUCGCUCUGCAUGCGUGUCUCAUACCCGGAGCAGUCGCUGCUCCUGCAUUCCCACAACAGCAGCAGCACUGAACAGAUGCUUCCAGGGUUUCUCUCGCGCUGUGCGUUUCAGUUCUGAAGAAAGUUGUCUAGCAUUAUCUCUGGAUUUGUAUUUUUCUCUCCGCUUUUUAUGGAUCACAGAGAUCUCAUCAUUCCUCGCAAAGAAUACUGCUGGCAAUGUUCUCCUGUACCUCUAAGGAUUGCUUUCGAAAUGUUUUAUCUCUGGAGACAUGAAGAUUAAACUGAGACUUCUCUGCGCUGAGAAUUUCCAUUGUUCUUGCCAAUAAUGCAUAAUAGUCACAAAUUUAAUGGCAGACCUUGAAGUAUAUAAAAAUUUAAGUCCAGAAAAAGUUGAAAGAUGCAUGAGUGUUAUGCAGUCUGGGACUCAGAUGGUGAAGCUGAAGAGUGGGACCAAAGGGCUAGUUCGUCUCUUUUACCUGGAUGAGCACAGGACCUGCAUCCGAUGGAGACCCUCCAGAAAAAGCGAAAAGGCAAAAAUCGUCAUCGAUUCAAUUUACAAAGUUGCCGAGGGCCGCCAGUCUGAGAUCUUCCACCGCCACACGGAGGGGAGCUUUGACCCCAGCUGUUGCUUUACUAUUUAUCAUGGCAACCACAUGGAGUCACUGGAUCUGAUUACGUCCAACCCCGAAGAGGCUCGCACCUGGAUCACAGGGCUGAAGUACUUGAUGGCUGGAAUAAGUGAUGAGGACUCCCUAGCUAAGCGGCAGAGAACUCAUGAUCACUGGGUGAAACAGACCUUUGAGGAGGCUGACAAGAACGGAGACGGCCUGCUCAAUAUUGAAGAGAUCCACCAGCUGAUGCACAAGCUGAAUGUUAACUUGCCCCGGCGGAAGGUCCGGCAGAUGUUCCAGGAAGCUGACACAGAUGAGAAUCAGGGAACCCUCAAUUUUGAAGAGUUUUCGGUAUUUUACAAGAUGAUGUCCUUACGACGAGAUCUCUAUUUACUGCUCUUGAGCUACAGUGACAAGAAGGAUCAUCUCACGGUUGAAGAACUUGCUCAGUUUCUGAAGGUGGAACAAAAGAUGAACAAUGUGACACCAGAAUAUUGCCUUGACAUCAUACAGAAGUUUGAAGUCUCAGAAGAAAACAAGGAGCAGAAUGUUUUGGGUAUUGAAGGUUUCACCAACUUUAUGCGCAGUCCUGCUUGUGAUGUGUUCAAUCCGCUGCACUGCGAGGUGCACCAGGACAUGGAUCAGCCCCUCUGUAACUAUUUCAUUGCCUCGUCGCACAACACCUACCUGACGGGCGACCAGCUGCUCUCGCAGUCCAGAGCGGAGAUGUACGCGCGCGUGCUGCAGGACGGUUGUCGGUGCAUUGAAGUGGAUUGCUGGGAUGGUCCAGAUGGGGAGCCGGUAGUGCACCAUGGCUAUACCCUGACUUCUAAAAUAUUCUUCCGUGAUGUGGCAGAAACAAUCAAUAAAUACGCCUUCCUCAAAAAUGAGUUUCCAGUGAUACUGUCCAUCGAAAAUCACUGCAGUAUUCAACAGCAGAAGAAGAUUGCUCAGUACUUAAAGGAGAUAUUUGGUGACAAACUGGACUUGUCGUCUGUCAUCACCGGAGACUCCAAACAGCUUCCUAGCCCUCAGAAUUUGAAAGGCAAAAUCCUGGUGAAGGGCAAAAAGCUGCCAUACAGUCUUGGAGAAGAUGCUGAGGAAGGAGAAGUUUCAGAUGAGGACAGCGCUGAUGAAAUAGAAGAUGACUGCAAGCUAAAGCUCUGCUAUAGUAAUGGUGCAAUUGAGCACCAGGUGGAAUCUUUUAUAAGAACGAAACUUGAAUCUCUGAUAAAAGAAUCCCAAAUCAGGGACAAAGAAGACCCUGACAGUUUCACUGUGAGAGCACUUCUCAAGGCAACACAUGAAGGUUUAAAUGUUAACCUGAAACAGAACCUGGAUGCAAAAGAAGGUGGAAAAAAGUCUCAUGGCCGAUCAUUAAUGGGCAACUUUGGUAAACACAAGAAAGCUGUGAAGGCAAGAUCCAAAUCCCAAAGUACAUCUGACGAUGAAGAAAGUCAGCAAAAUGCUUCUGGAAAGGAAACAGGACAGCUUCACAGCAGACUGGCUCGUCGGAGAAAAACUGUGAAGCUGUGUCGAGCUCUGUCUGACCUGGUGGUGUACACCAACUCUGUGGCAGCCCAGGAUAUAGUGGAUGAUGGAACAACAGGGAACGUGCUGUCAUUCAGUGAAACAAGAGCCCACCAAGCAGUGCAGCAGAAAGCUGAACAGUUCAUGCUUUACAACCAGAAACAGCUUACAAGGGUGUAUCCAUCUGCCUAUCGGAUUGACUCCAGCAAUUUCAAUCCUAUACCAUACUGGAAUGUUGGCUGCCAGUUAGUGGCACUGAACUACCAGUCUGAAGGGCGCAUGAUGCAAAUAAAUGAAGCAAAAUUUAGGGUCAACGGCAACUGUGGUUAUGUCCUCAAGCCUCAGCAGAUGUGCAAAGGUACCUUCAACCCCUACUCUGCUGAUCCACUUCCUGCCAGUCCUAAAAAGCAGCUUAUUCUGAAAAUCAUCAGUGGACAGCAAUUACCUAAACCUCCCGACUCAAUGUUAGGAGACAGAGGAGAGAUAAUAGACCCCUUUGUUGAGGUGGAAAUUAUUGGAUUACCUGUUGACUGCUCUAAAGAUCAGACAAGGGUGGUUGACGACAACGGGUUUAAUCCUGUUUGGGAGGAAACACUCACCUUUACCAUCCACAUGCCUGAAAUCGCUUUGGUUCGAUUUCUUGUUUGGGACCAUGACCCUAUUGGGCGAGACUUCGUUGGACAAAGAACUUUGGCCUUCAGCAGUCUUGUGCCUGGUUAUCGUCAUGUGUAUUUAGAUGGGCAGACAGAAGCAUCCAUAUUUGUUCAUAUAACCAUUAAUGACAUCUAUGGGAAGUGGAGCCCUUUAAUCCUCAACCCCAGUUACACAAUAUUGCACUUUCUAGGAGCCACCAAGAAUAAGCAGCUGAUAGGACUGCGAGGGUUGUUUAACAAGACCCCUAAGCACAGCUCCGCUGAAAGCAACGGGCACUAUGUGCGGAAGAGAUCCAUCGGCGAUCGAAUUCUCCGGCGCACGGCCAGCGCUCCGGCCAAAGGCAGAAAGAAAAGUAAAAUGGGGGUCGUGGAAGGCAUCGAAAUCAAAGACAGCGCGUCCGAGCCAGCCGACCUGAAGGACAAAGAAGGAGUUGUAAGGCGCGCGGCGCGGAGCUUGCAGGCCCGGCCUGCCUCCAUGCCCGUGGACAAGUAUCUUCUCGUGGGACUGCCGUGCGCGGGAGGGGAAGCUGUGCAAGAAGCCGGAGGAAAAGAAAAUGCAUCUGUCAACAGUGAUGCUACAACCGAGAAGGAAGCAAGCUUAAAAGACUCUGGUUUUACCUAUUCUGAGAAAAAUACAGCUACUUCAGAUUUGUCAUCUGUCUUGAAAAGGGAGAAUCUCCAGAUGGGAACUAAAGCUGGCUCUUCUCCAGUACCACUGCUGCAGGAAAAACGUGUGGUUUUUGCCGGUGGGAUAACUGAAACCAGUCACCUCACAGGGCACGAGGAAACUCACCUUUCUGGUGGAAUUGCCCCUCUAAUACAGGACUGUGGUGUUGAACUUUUCACAGGAAAAACACUGGGCAAAAAUUGUGCAGGACAUAAUUUUGUGUCAUCUUCCCUUUUAUCUAAAGAGGAGAAAGUAACACUGGUGGAGACGUCCUUCUCUCGAAAAGUAGAGGAUAUGGAAAAUCACAAAUUUGACGUUGUCCAGAAAAGCACCGUAGCAACCUUUUCAUUGACAGGUAUUUCUUCUGCUCUCUCCUCUGAUGUUCCUGCUUUACACUCCACUUCAGCCCUGCAGGACAGUGACAUUUCUCGUCUUAUAGAUGAAGUUUCUUUAGUUAACGCGAGUGAGAUGGAUAGCUGUGUCUCAGCACUGAUUGGGCAGGUUGACGUCACAGGUGACCAAACUGAUCUCACUGUGGUCUCAAGUCUCCAUGGAAGCAGCAGCCAGACCUUGAGUGUGGUGUCCGCACAUCCGGAUGUGAACACUCCGUGUAAGAGCCACUUGACUUCCAUGAGAUCCCCUCUUUUCUCAACUCCGGAUACCACUGUGUUCUCCAGCCCUGAGACUACUGAGUGUCCCAUGCACACGAUUAUCCAUGAGGCAUCUCUUACACCAGCUUCUGAAUGUAAUACCCACAGUGAAUUAGUUUGCACAAACCACCUAGACAGCGUAGAAGAUAACUUGCCAUGUUCUGCUUGUACUAAGCCUCUGCUAAAUGCAAAUCCCAAAACAAAGUGUGGCACAAGUUGGGAAGCCCUGGAAUCUGCCAAUUCUUUUGCUUCAGACAGCCUCGUCUUUGAGGAUACGCUCGUUGACCCUCCCACUUGUGAAAAUUCAGAAAGCAGCAGUCUGGUAGAAGUAGACGGGGAUUCUCAAGAUCUGCUGGUCACUGCGUGCGAGUACAAAAGAGAAGACAUGAGCCAGGUGGCUUCUCCUUUGAAACUAAGGCAAAAGCAGGACCCGGGGCAUGGUGGUGAGAGGUGCUCUGGCUAUAACACAACCGUCGAGGAGCUCUGUGCUGCUGCCUUGGCUUGCUCAGAUAACUUCAGGACUGCAGGGUGUCAGUUCUCCUUCCCAACGUAUGGAAACACUGGCUUUUUACAUGGUUAUCGUCAGACUUCAGGCACACACAGAGAUGGAUCGUGUACAUCCCAGCUUAAUGUACACUCACCUGGACUAAAGAAUGCUGUGCCCUUCCCACCUGCAGCCAUCAAACAGACCAGUCCUUGCAAAUCCAAGAGUCUGGGUGACUUGACUUCAGAGGAUAUUUCCUGCAAUUUCGAAAGUAAGUAUCAGUACAUAAGUCGAAGCUUUAUCACGUCUGGCAUGAGAGACAAGAAACUUGCUGCUAUGAAGAAUAUGAGACCCCAUUCUACAGAUGCUCUGACAGAGCAGCUGAGGAAAUUGGUAUCCCUGGACCAGGAGGAGAGCUGUCAAACACUGUACUCCAGGCAGAUUGACGACGAGUGCCCCAAGACGCUGGUCAGAAAGCUGUCGUCCAGGAGCCAGAGCCGAGUGCGGAAUAUAGCCAGUCGUGCCAAGGAAAGGCAGGAAGCCAGCAAGCAGAAAUGCACUAAUGCAGGUAGCAUUGCAGGGGUCGUUCUCCGGAGCAAGCCCUCGGCACCAUCCCACACACUCAACAGGCAUUCCACAGGCUCCUACAUAGCCAGGUACCUGAAUGGCUUUGCCGGGGCCGACGCGGAAGGCCGCGGGAUGCCGGAGGGCGCGUGCGCCGCGCUGCACCCUGCCUGUGCUGAGCAGCUGCACGCGCAGCACGCCCUCCUCCAGCUCGAAGCCACCACUGAUGAUAAGCCAGAAAUAUAUUUCCUGCUGAGACUGUAGAUUGUAUAAAUGUACAUCUUCAAUGUUUACACGCUACUUCACUGAAAUGAAGGAUUUUUAGCAAGAAAUACUGUCUUGAGAAUUUAAAUUAUUUAGAAAUACAAUUUUAUGCUAGUGAUUCGAUCAUGAUUUAGUGUGCUCUUCCCUGUCAAAGCUGAUGUAAAUAGAAAUGAUGCUCCGUUCUUAUGUCUGUAUUACUUAGAAAUUGUAAAGUGAGCUGAUCUGGAGCUGGUUUGCAUGCGGAAAACCUUUGUAGCAUUUUGUAGUUGUAAUGCAUGUCAUUUCAACGGGCAAGCACUUCGUGCUCCAGGGCACAACGGUGCAGUGAAUGCAGUUGUAUUCGCCUGUUUUCUCAAUGCCCUGCUGUUUGGAGAACCAUUUUCAGUGGUCGCUUUUGUCCUCGGUCUUGCAGACUGUAGUGAGCAAGGGGGGACGUUCUGCUGAGCGCGGAGCCUCCUGGUCUUGGCAGUUCCUUGGAGCUGGGCUGCGGGUUGGACUCGCUCUGCCCACAGGCUCCUCCUCAGGCUCAGAGCCCUCGUUCGUGGAGCUCUUGCCAGUCUGACUUGUGCUAAGUGUCAGGUUUACUUGGUUCCACCUGUGAGCUCUGGUUCUACAGCAAGGGAUUUG
This is a messenger RNA of Nothoprocta perdicaria, 6059 nucleotides long. RefSeq names its product phospholipase C eta 1 (gene PLCH1). NCBI's taxonomy places the organism in Eukaryota, Metazoa, Chordata, Aves, Tinamiformes, Tinamidae. Bases 357 to 5432 code for a protein of 1691 amino acids. Gene Ontology annotation, biological process: lipid metabolic process; phosphatidylinositol-mediated signaling. Gene Ontology annotation, molecular function: phosphatidylinositol-4,5-bisphosphate phospholipase C activity; calcium ion binding. The record is from RefSeq and is a predicted model, not a curated record. The transcript has 23 exons.